AUGGAAAUAUACAUCAAGGACAAAGUCAAAGAGAGGACUCUGUGGCACAUUGCUGGAAACCUCAUCAAGUUUCCUCCCUGGAGAGCGUUCCUCACGCACACGGCAGACGCCUGCAUUCUGACGAACAAGUCCUACCAACUCCCGAUCCUCCCCGUCUCCUGCCUUACCGGUCCCAGGGUGCGGGAAGGUGGGGUGGGUGCUCUACGCCAGUUCCAAGGAGUCCGCCCGGCGCUCCAACUCUUCCCGUGCGGUACCGCUGAGUCCCGGGAUUCGGCUAGCGCACUGCGGGACAACAGGGCGUCAGCGCGCAGCGCCCCGGGCUGCGGCCCCCUGACCGACCGGCCAGGCGGGAGAAGGCGGGGCCGCGGCACGGAGCCCACCCCGCGCCGCCGGCCUGGGCGCGCGGAGGGAGGAGUUUUCCCAGAAUGGGACUGCCGGGAAAACAGGGGAGAUCCCUAUUCCUGGAGGAGUGAGUCAACCGGGAGAGAGGAAGGGAGCGCGGGGCACACGGAGCGGGCGGCGGGAGGAAGGGAAACGGUAAAGGGGCCGCGAGAAGCGCGGCGGGGCGAGGGGGAAAGAAAGAGGCCGGGACGGGGCGCGCCGGGAACCUACGGUCCAAGGCGGGAACGUGCCGGCGGAGAGAAAAGAGCGGCCGGAGCACACGGCAUUCCUGACUCCCUUUCCCAGGAGCCGAAGACCUUCCUUUUAACCCGGGGUGGAGGUGCCCCGUGGGUGGACGCGCCCCUGGCCUUCCGCCCUGCCACCCUCGGGGUCCGGUUGCCGGCCGGCGUCCUACGGCACAAGUCUGUGCAAGGCGGGGGAAGGGGCGGGCACCCGACGCGCAGGAAGGGCUGCUCCCUUCCCCGCGGCUCCCACCAAAGGACGCUCGCUCCGGGGAACCAGGAAGCAGGAACUCCCGGGCUCCAUUCCCAGAUCCACCCCCAGGGCCUCCACGCUUGCCCUCCCCGGCUUUAG
Molecule: messenger RNA, 975 nt
Organism: Nycticebus coucang (slow loris)
Lineage: Eukaryota; Metazoa; Chordata; Mammalia; Primates; Lorisidae
Exons: 3
Coding region: 1-975 (324 amino acids)
Source: RefSeq, a predicted model, not a curated record